Zingiber officinale is the source of this 10844-nucleotide messenger RNA. RefSeq lists its product as uncharacterized. Gene Ontology annotation, biological process: DNA integration; protein targeting to vacuole; protein retention in Golgi apparatus. Gene Ontology annotation, molecular function: nucleic acid binding. Bases 199 to 10554 code for a protein of 3451 amino acids. The record is from RefSeq and is a predicted model, not a curated record. The transcript has 46 exons. Gene Ontology annotation, cellular component: extrinsic component of membrane. Lineage: Eukaryota; Viridiplantae; Streptophyta; Magnoliopsida; Zingiberales; Zingiberaceae.
CAAUUCGUUUGACCUAAAGUGGUCGUUGGGUUCGUCACUUCGCCUCGUUCCGAAGCGGCUCGAUCGAGACCGCGUCGCGAUGGCUCAGGAGACAGAAUAGCGAGAAGAAGGGAUUCGAGCGAGCUACUUCUCCUUCUCCUUCUCCUCCUCCUCGGCCGCCAUCGACGGAGAGGCGGAAGAGCUUCUGUCUCUCCAACCAUGUUCGAGGGCAUGGUGAGCCAGGUGCUCUCUGGCUACCUUGGCCGAUUCGUCAAAGACAUCCAGAAGGAUCAGCUGAAGAUUGGCAUCUGGAAUGAAGAAAUACUGUUGGAGAAAGUGGAACUAAUACUUGAAGCCUUUGACUAUUUGCAAUUGCCUUUUGCAUUGAAAGAUGGGAGGGUCGGAAAAUUGAGCAUUAAAAUACCUUGGAAAAAGCUUGGAUGGGAUCCUAUCAUAGUUGUUUUGGAGAACAUAUUUAUAUGUGCUUGUCAGCGGGAAGAUAGUGAGUGGAGUUCACAUUCAGUGGAUAAAAGAGAGUUGGCUGGGAAAAUGGCAAAACUUGAUGCUAUAGAACUAACAAAGUUGUCAAGACGAGUCUCUGAUGAUCAGGCUGGUCAGUCUUUUUUUUCUUACAUAUCUGCUAAGAUUUUGGACAACAUCCAAGUUUCCAUCAAGAAUGUCCAUAUUGUUUAUAUGGACAAACAUAUAGAUCAGGAGUCAUUUAUAUUUGGCUUGAAACUCUCUAGUCUGAUUGUAUCAACAGACACCCAGAAGCAGAAUUUUACUGGAUCUUCAAUGGGGAAAUCUGUGACUGGCCAAGUGAGGAAGGUUAUCGAAAUAUCAGGAGUUGCUCUUUACUGUAACAUUGUGGAAGAAAGUCAAAGUUUGUUUGGUCUUAUAGUUGCACAGACGUUUUCUUAUCCAAUGAUAGACUAUGAGAAAUAUGACUAUAUUAUAAACCCAUUUGACCUCAUGAUCAGUCUGCUGGUAAAUAAAUCUGGAAAGCUUGAUGGCACACCUCAAUAUGACAUCAGUGUGGAGAUAACUAACUUGGCUCUUACAGUUGAUGAGUUUCAAGUGCAACAAAUUAUGAGUCUCUGGGAUUACUUCUCCAUCUGUACUCUAAGAAAGAAAUAUGGACGAUAUCGUCCCCCUCAAAGCAUUUUAUCCAUGAAGCUUCAAGGAUGGCAAAAAAUUUGGUGGCAUUAUGCUCAAAAUUCUAUUUUAGCUGAUUUGCGUCAAAAGUCAAGAAGGACUUCUUCGAGAAAUCUGGCUAAACGAAUUAUCCAUUGCCUGAAGUACGUCAAACUGUACAAAAGGAAGUUGGAACUUCUGCAGCUAGAUCAGCUUAUUAGCAAGGAUAUUCUGCACGAUUUGGAAAAAAUGGAUAAAGAAUAUGACAUUGAUGACAUCUUGAGCUAUAGAUCUUUGGCUGAACAACAGUUGCAGGAAUCACUUUCAAAAUUAAAUGAUUUUGGUGAUGCUAAGUCUUCUCAAGUAAAAGGAGAGCAGACUUCAAGUAAAGCACGUAGUUGGUUAAAUUGGUUAUCUCGUGGCCUGCUUGGAGCUGGUGGAACAUCAGAUACUGGUUCAUUUGCUGGCGUUGUUUCAGAUGACAUUAUCAAGGAUAUCUAUGAAGCAACUGAAUUUCAUCCAGUACCUUCUCUGUCUAAUGAUGUGUUGUACAGAAACGAAUCUUGUUUGUCUUUUGUGAAGUUCAGCGUUUGGCAGAUUAUCACCAUAAUCCGAAACAAAAUGAUUGACAAGGGUGCUGCUGAAAUGAUAUGCCAUGAGUUCAUUACUGAAUGUAAAUUCUGGGAGGACUCUACAGAUGUUGUUGCCUCAGUAGAUUCGAUUAAGAUUGUAAACCCAGACAAUGAGAAUACUAUUUUGGCAGAUAAGCCAAUUGCUGAGGAGAGUUACAAGUUACCCUUUCUCAGUGUGAAUUUUAGUAUGCCACGUUCUGAUAAGUAUGAUGUUUCAACAAAGAUUGUGGUUCGGCCAUUGGAAGUCAAUUUUGAGAGUGACUUUUUCCUCCAUAUCCUGCCUAUUUAUUACUCCAUCACUUCAUUACAGUUCCAGCAUGAUCGGGUAUUGUCAUCAUUAAAUGGGUUGAAAAAUUUUGAAGCUAGAUUACUGAGAAAACUUGAGUACCACCUUGCUAAUCAUAAGAAGUUGUAUUGGGAUGUUACUCUCGACAAAAUUAUCCUGAAUCUUCCAUUGCAGAAUGAAGAUCUAAAACUUCUCAAUAUGGUUUUGGAAUUCGAAGCCUUUUCCUUGAAAUCUAAGGCUCAUUCACAUGCUUCUCAGAUAUUGGAUGAUAGACUUUGCCGGGAAAAUAUACAUCAAUCAGAUCCUAAACAUGGGAGCCGAUUCAAUUUCCAAAUUGAGGAUUUCUAUAAUAAUUUUGAGAUUCAGUUAGCUGGUUUGAAGGUAAACUUAUUGGAGCCUAAGAUACCAAGGGUAGUCUCAGUGAUGGAACAUUUCUGCACCUCUUUUCACCUUGGAUUGUGUAUAUUUUUAGAUGAACCCACCUUAAAAAAAUUUGAGGUUGAUUGUAUUGUUCAUACACUUGCUAUGCAUAUCUCCGUAGAAAUAGUCGAUGCUCUUCUCAGAGUGCAGGACUUGUGGUCAGUGCUUGGACCUCAGAUAUUUGCUGAAGAUGAUCCAUAUGUUAUCGGUGGCAGUGCACAUAAUUCCCACUUCUUUCCCUUUCCAUGUUCUGUGUCUGUCAAAUUUGACAGAUGGCAAUGUAAUCUUGAUCUUGAAGAAGAUGCAGAAAAUAGCGCAACUAUCUCCCUUACUUCUAGAGAUGUAGAUGUUAGGUACUCUCUACAGGAAGCUAUGAGUCUUUCAUUCCUUGCAAAUAUGUUGAAAAUAGAUUACCUGCACUUGUAUAAUGAAUCAAAUUGUAAUUUAUUGUGCUCAAAAAGAAAUGAAAUAUGUGGCACUAUAAAUGCGAGUACUCAGUAUGCAGGUCUUAGCAUACAAGAACUGCCCUCCAGUGGAAGUUCUGGGACUCGUUGCCUAGAGUUGCAAUACCAAGCUCAAGCAGGAGGUUUUCCGAGACAGGAGUGCAGUUUGUUCAUAUGUGAUAUUGAUCUUCAUAUUUACCCAAAACUUUCUGGAUUACUGCAGAAGUUCAUUCAUAAAGUGCAAUCUUCUAUUGCUAGAACUUCCGUCAAGACAUCUAGGCCGAGUGAGAAUAAUAUUGAUCUGGAAAUAGCUGACAAUGAGUGGUGUGAGUCUGUUUUCUCCAACUUCUACAAUUUUGAACAGACUGCAUACCCCAAAUUUUCUUCACACCAUUUCCCAUUUGUGUCUAUAGUUAAUUCAGGUUUCCUAAACAGUCUUAAAAGCUCAAGUAUACUUAGUCUUUCAGAUUUAAAAGAAUUAUGCAUCAAGAAUGAAGAAUUCUCUGAAAAAAUGCCAUGUACAACCAAGAGUUCGAACAUGACAUUGCCCUCAACCGGCAUUAAAGAAGUUUCAAGUGCCAACAGCAAUUGCUUUAGCAUGAAGUUCACUCUGAAUCGGAUUAAUGCAUAUUUUCAUGAUUCCUCUUGCAUUUUGGGAAUACUUUCUGUACCUACAUCUAUAUCUUCUCUUAGAUUUUGUGAAACUGACUGUUGGGAUUUACAAUCAUCCAUUCAAGGGGUAGCACUUUCAUCAUCAUGGUCUUUUCCCAAUAUCCAUGAGGUCCUCUUAGGUCCAUCAUCAGUAAACAAUUUUCCGAUAUUGAAUAUUCGUGUAAGAAAAGGAAAAAUGAAUACAACGCUCCCUGCAACGGAAAUAAGUAUUGGUAUCCAACAUGUCUGCUGCAUACUUUCUUCUGAUUUUCUGAGUUUAUUGAUUGGCUACUUUUCUUUACCCGAUUGGACAUUUGAUUAUGAAGGCUCUGAAAUUGUGCUGAAUGAUUUAUUCUUCAAGUUUGAAGUGCUCAAUUCAACUCUGCUUUUUCCUCUUGAGAAUCAUGAUUUCUGUGUAGAUCUUGAGUUGCCUCAACUAGUUGGCAGCUUCAUUCCAGUGUCCAAUUCAUCAGGUGUUUGUGGAGAUAUGCCUUCUAAGUGCAUGUUUCCAGAAUCCACAUGUUCUGAAGCAGUUAAGAUUGUUAAUGUAUUUGGAAGAAGUACAUCUUUAUCUCUUUUGCUGCUUGGGGAUGAUAAAAAGUUUCUAUUGGGACCAGCCAAUCGUAUGUCUAAUGCAAAUAUGCCUCUCAUUACACAACUAGAUGCUGAUUUAUGGAUCCGAAUUCCCUUUGAUACAAAGGAUGAUUCCCAAAAUUCCACUACCCCAUUUUUGGUAAUGAUGAGCUUAAGCAUCUGUAACUUAAUUGCAAGAGAUGACUACUUUAUAGAUGGAGUAGAAGCUGUUGCUGAUGCUAUCGAUCAGUUAUCAUCAGUUACUGACAAAUCUGAGAAGUAUACAUCUGAUGCCUUGCAGUUCUUGCAGUGUUGCAGAAAUAGUAAGAAGGAAGAUUUUGUGCCAAGUGAAUCUAUUAUCAAUAUUCAAUGUUGUAUUAAAGCACUUUCCAUAUCGCUCUAUCAUUUUGGAGAUGAAGAUUCUCCACUUAUUGCAAGUGUUGAAACACAACUUAAUCUAUCUGCCAUGAUGCAAAGUGCGAUGCUACAAUCUCUAGUAGUGAAUAUCCCUUAUCUGGUUAUGCGCUCUUCAAAUAAAAAUAUUCUUUUAUUAUUGGUCACACCUGAAGUUAUCAGUUCAUCUCAUCUUCAUUUCAGUUUAUCUAAAUCUUGUGAUGCUAUAUUUGAACUUUUUGUCAGCAUACCCUGCCUUGAAAUUUGGUUGCAUGUGUCUGACUGGAAGAAUAUUGUUGAGCUUCUUCAGUCAUACUCAAUGCAUUUAGAGGGCACUCCGGUUUCUUCCAAUGUCGAACUAGAGUCUGAAUGUCAUAUUUCCCCAGAUCCCCUAAUCGUUAGUUGGGUUAUUAAAUCAGAAAACAUCUCAGCUUCUUUAUAUAUUCCUAACUCAGGUGAGAACGACUUGAUAAAUUCAGAAAUACUUGAAGUAGAUAUGUUAAAUUCUCUGGAUGUUCCCUGUGAUAAUCUAGCAGAGAGUAUGCAGCUUUGCAAGUUAAAAAAUUGUAGCUAUUUGAAGCUCACUGUCCACAGUAAAUUUUGUGAAAUGACCAUCCUCGAGAAAAGUAUGGAGAUGAAGUUUAAUUUGGACCAGGUGAGAAUGAGGUUGGAGAUGGUUCUCAAUUCUGAAAUUACUUCCAUUCCAUUUAUCCACAUAUCUCAGGUGAGAACAGGAAUUUUUAUAGAUAGGAAGCAGAAAGAGCUGGUAAAUAUAUGCUCUGAUGUUGCUGUACAAUCAUUUGACAUUGGAAUUUCAUAUCAAGUGUUGUACUUCUUGAAUUGCUUUCGGUUAAUUGUUCCUGAGACUGAAUCUUCUCCUAUGUCACAAAAUUGUGUGGAUCUCAAACUUCAUUUGAAGAAGGGCACCUUGCUAUUGAGUGAUGGACGGUGGAGCUAUCAUGGACCUAUUCUUGAGACCUUGACAAAGAACAUGCUCGUGCAAUUCAAGCAAACAGCAGAUAUCAUUGAGGGCUCAGCUGCUGCUGAUCUGUUGAUUAACUACAACAACAUUGAUAAGGUUAUGUGGGAAGCUUUUCUGGAACCAUGGAGUUUUGAGUUGAACUGGACUUGGAAACAUAUGGGUCAUAUCUUGAAUUCUUAUGCAGUUACUAAUGUGUAUUUAAAUUCAACAAAGCAGCUUAAUUUAAAUAUUACAGAACCACUAAUUGAGGCUAUUUUUAGAUUGAAUCAUGUGGUUACCGAUGCUUUUAAGAAUGAUGAUGCUUAUGGAUUUCAAGAUCCUCAUGGAAUCUUGGGAUUACGGACUACUGAAGAAAUACAUAGCAGAAGAUAUGCCCCAUAUAUCCUCUAUAAUGAUACAUCAUUACCUCUGACAUACCACGUGCACUGUGGAUCUGCUGACAUGGAUGAUAUGUACAACUAUCAUAUGAACAAUGAAAAUGUUGUUCAGCCAGGGUUUUCUGUUCCAAUUUUUGUUGAGGAAACUCUUGAUGAACAAUUUUUUCAAUAUAGGCCCUCUAAUUCUUCCGACAGGCUUCUAGACAAAAAGAUGAGUGUCAUAUCACAUCAUAUGAUUUCUAUAUACUUUGAAGGAACUUCUGGGCCUUCAAAACCUAUGUCAAUGGACCUUGUGGGUCUUAGCUUUUUUGAGGUGAAUUUCUCUAAAAGCAAGCACUCAGUUCUUGUGGAUGUAGACAAAGAUGGAAACAACUGUAGGACCGGGGAGCAGUACAAAAGCGAUCAACAUGAAGGAUUAUUUGUUCCUGUAGUAUUUGAGGUUUCUAUGCAUCACUAUAGCAAGAUCAUAAGGCUGUACUCAACGGUUAUACUUUUCAAUGCAACUUCAGUGCCUUUGGAAGUACGGUUUGACAUUCCACUGGGUGUGUCUUCCAAGAUCCUAGGACCAGUACUUCCGGGACAUGAUAUUCCUUUGCCAUUGCACUUGGCAGAAUCUGGUCAAAUCAGGUGGCAUCCAGCCGGGACACAAUACUUGUGGAGUGAGGCACAUUCACUGUCAAAUAUAUUAUCCCAUGAAAGUAAACUCGGAUAUCUGAGAUCUUUUGUGUGCUAUCCAUGUCAUCCUAGUAAUGAUCCAUUCCGCUGCUGCAUAUCAAUUCAGGACUAUAGCUUCUGCUCUGUAGAUGCAGCAAAAGAGCUUUCACCAGUAAAAAUACAGGAGACUGAACCGUCUCUCUUUAGAAGUAACAAGUCAACUUUUCUGAGGAAUCAUUUUAUUCGACAUGUGAGGCUGAAUACUCCCCUCCUGGUGAAAAAUUAUCUUCCUAAUUGUUUGUCCUUGACAAUAGAAUGUGCUGGAAUCACACGCACUUUUUCUCUUUCAGAGGUUGGUACCACUUCUAUUUUUCAUAUUGAUUCUGCGCAUGACCUUGGGUUAACCUUCAAAAUGGAACACUACCAGAAUCUUGCAUCAAAGUUUCCUCGAGCAGAUUCAUUUUCUUCAAUGUGCAGAUUAAAUGGUUCUGUCUACUCUUCUUCAGAAAAAUUGACAUUUUAUCCUGAAGAUUCAAGUGGCCUUAUUUAUGCCACUCUUGAUAAAACAAUGGAUGCAUAUUGUGGGGCAAGGGAGAUAUGUCUUUCUGUUCCCUUUUUGUUGUAUAAUUGUACUGGUUUGUUUCUCACGAUCUUAGAUGUCAAUAGUGAGGGAACAGGACAUGCCAUUGUUAUUCCUCCAAGUUAUAAUGAAACUGAAGAAAAACAUCUUCUCACUCAAAAUGAUGGCCUUGCAUUUUUAUCUUCAGAGUCGAGAUUGUCUUCUGAUUCAGUUCUUUUUGAUAGUUCUUUGGAGAGCAGACAACGUGACAAUAAUUUUGGAAAAGAAGAAUUCAGCCAAUCUUCAAUUCACCAUACAAGUGUCACUGAGGAAACAGGAGUUUCUUGCUCUACCAAAACAGAUGGUAAAGUUAAGAGGAGCUCAUCUUUUUUAUCAUGGAAAGAUGGGAAGGGUGUUGGAUUUGUGCAUGAUGAACACAACCUAAAAAUAAAACCAUGUAUCUAUGGCCCCAUAAGCGAUAUUCCUGCGACUGAACUUGUGGUUAAGCUGACUGCUAGUUUGUCAAAAACCCGAUACGAGAGCAAUCGAAAUCUGUCUUGGUCUAAACCAUUUUCUCUUGUCACAGCAAGUGGUUCGGCAAACAUCACUAUUCCUCAACCAUUUGCUUCUGGUGCAUUUUUAAUCUGUGCUGCAUCAGUCCCUGUUUCUGGAGAGUUAUCUGGGAGGACAAGGGUAAUUGUCUUUCAGCCCAGAUACAUCAUAUGUAAUGCCUGCAAAAAGAACUUGUUCUACAGACAGAAAGGAACUAACAUUUCUCACCAUUUGGGAGUAGGGCAACAUUCUCAGCUUCACUGGUCUGAUACAUCAAGAGAGCUGCUUAUUUCUCUUCGAUUCAGUGAACCUGGUUCGCAAUGGUCAGGCAACUUCCGUCCAGAUUGUCUUGGAGAUGCUCAAGUAAAAGUUAGAAAUUAUAUAAGCAGUGUAUCUAACAUGGUUCGAGUUGAAGUACAAAAUGCUGACAUGCCAAUAAGCAAAGAAGAUAUGAUCAAGAACUCUAGUGGGCAUUCUAUGACGCAUUUAAUUCUUCUGUCUGAUGAUGAUACUGGCUUUAUGCCAUAUAGGAUAGACAAUUUCUCAAUGGAGACAUUGCGCAUUUACCAACAAAAAUGUGAAUCAUGUGAUACCACAAUCCAUCCUUACGCAUCUUACCAGUACUCAUGGGAUGAACCUUGCUAUCUUCAUCGUCUCAUUGUUGAGGUUCCUGGGGAGCGAAUUUUAGGAGCAUAUAGUCUGGAUGAUAUAAAAGAACAUGAACCUGUAUGCUUACCUUCAACAACCGAGAAACCUGAAAGACGACUAUGUAUCUCCGUGCAUUCUGAGGGAGCAGUCAAGGUUCUCAGUGUCAUUGACUCAAAUUAUCAUGUUGUUAAUAACCUUAAAGGGAGUGGCUCUCUUGGAUUCAGAGAUAAAGAAAUAUUUGAUCAGAAGACGAGCAAUGCUGGUUACACUGAAAUGUUCACAAUACAUGUGCCAUUUAUUGGGAUUUCCUUGAUGAAUUCCACUCAGGAAUUGAUUUUUGCGUGUGCAAAGGAGACCACAGUUGUUUUGAUGCAGAGUUUAGAUCAGCAGAAGAUAUCUUUGAAAACCUUGUCUCUUCAAAUUGAUAAUCAAUUGCCUGAUACUCCAUAUCCUAUUCUGCUCUCGUUUGACAAGGAGAACAGUGGAUUAGCAACGAACAUCUUGAGAAAUUGGGAAAACAAAAAUUCUCACAAAGAGUCCACUCUUGACAGUGCCAUUGAACCUGUCUUUUACUUUGCUGCUGCCAGGUGGAGGAAUAUGGAUAAAUCUUUGGUCUCCUUUGAACACAUAGAUUUUGGAUUGGCUCCAUUGUCAAUUGAACUGGAAGAACAAGUAUUAUUGAGCUUGUUUGAGUAUUUUAAAGUAGUAUCUUCAAGACUGCUGAACACAAGCUUAGGGAGAAACUUUGAAUUGGGGAAUCAUAGUAAUAGUGCAGAUAGAAACUUGGGAAACACUCACAUUUACAAUGGAAAAAACGUGCUUAAGGAGAAAACAAUUUUUGCAACUGAAGAAAGAAGUGCAUUGUUACCUUUUGUGGUUCCAGUUGGUGCUCCAUGGCAACAUAUAUUUCUUUUAGCAAGACAGAAGAAGAAGAUAUAUGUUGAACUUUUUCAAUUGGCUCCUCUAAAGUUGUCCUUAAGUUUCUCAAGUACUCCUUGGGCGAUAAGAAAUGAAGUCCGCGCAAAUACUGAAUCUUUAUCACACUUCCACAGCAACUCACUUCAGAGAGGGUUGAUGGCUCUUGUUGAUAUUGAAGGAGUGCCUGUUCAGUUUAGCCAACUAACAUUAGCGCAUCUUAUGGCUAGCCCCGAGUCAAUACAGGAAAUUGUAACUAGGCACUACACUAAGCAAUUGUUCCAUGAAAUGUACAAGGUGCUUGGCUCUGCUGGUGUUAUUGGAAAUCCAGUGGGUUUUGCUAGGAAUGUUGGUCUUGGUAUACGAGACUUUAUAUCCUUUUCUGGAAAAGGAGUCAUACAGAGGAGCCCCAGUGGAUUGAUAACCAGCAUAGCACAAGGUUCGAAAGGUCUUCUAAACAAUACAAUAUAUGCCAUUAGCAGUGCUACCAGUCAGUUCAGUAAGGCUGCACAUAAGGGUAUUGUGGCAUUUACAUUUGAUCAGCAUGGUGCUCCUCAAUUGGAGGAGCAGCUGAAUUACCUAGAUUCACAUGGCAAAGGUGUUCUGAAUGAAUUUUUAGAGGGGCUCACAGGAUUGCUUCAGUUUCCAAUCAGAGGUGCUGAAAAGCAUGGUUUACCGGGGGUUUUGUCAGGUAUAGCAAUGGGGACUGCUGGGCUUAUUGCGAGGCCAGUGGCUAGCAUCCUUGAAGCUACAGGGAAAACUGCUCAAAGUAUUAGAAACAGGAGUAGCCCGCAUCAGUCCUGUUGCUUUCGUACUCGAUUGCCAAGGCCUUUAGCCAGAGAGCUUCCUUUGUCACCAUACUCAUGGGAUGAAGCUAUCGGAGUGGCAGCGCUUCUUCAGGCAGAUGGGCUGAGAUUGAAAGAUGAAAUAUUUGUGAUGUGCAAACCGCUAAAACAAACAGGCAGGUUCGUGAUCAUCAGCAAGAGGCUGGUUUUGGUUGUUUCAUCGUCUUACUUAUUGGGGUUGGGCACACCUGAGUUUCUUGGCAUUCCUCCUGAUCCAGAAUGGGUUAUAGAAACCGAAAUGAGUUUGCAGGGUGUGGUUCAUAUUGAUAGGACACAGGAGGUUGUGAAUGUUGUCGGAAGCUAUCUUGAGACAGUAAUGGUGCAGAAAAGAGGAAGCACAAAAAAUAGACCUUGGAAUCCCUCACCAUCUUCGCCCGUUUUUCAUACGAGUAUCGAAUUGCCGAAUGAGGAAGAAGCAGAAUACCUUCUUCAGGUUUUACUAUCGACAAUCGAAGAAGGGAAAUCUAGAAGCUGGGGGGUGCACAUCCUGCAUCGUAGCAGUCUCAAGUGAAACCCAAGUGGUUUAUAUAUAUAACCUACCACAGAACCGAAGCUGUGGCAAUUUUGCUCCGAUACCACUGUGGUAAUGAUUCUUCAACUUAUUCUCGUUUGAAGCCGUGGAAUAUAUAUCCAACGGCUUCGAAGAUAGAAGCCAAUUUUGUGCAUGUAUACACAAGAAAAAUCGGAGCAAGUAGCUUUUUUUUCUCUUUUUUUUUUUUUUGUACAUAUCAGUAUCAAUUGUACGCAAUGUAAAUUACCUUCAGAGUGAUGAUAUUCAUCCUUACCAGAGCAUCAUCACAA